GAUUAGGUUCAGCUACAGGUACAGGGCGACGACGCCGAUGAUGAUGAUGAGGAGGAGGAAGCGGUGCCUGACUGCUGGGGGUUUCCAAGCAGACAGACUCACCCAGUUGGUCGCGGACACUCAAUAGUGUCGGACGGCGGGCGAGAAGGGCUGCUCGGCGCUCCGUACACCCCGCUCCGUUAAACCUAUUCCCUGCUGCUACCCCGUGUAAAUACCCCUUAAUACCAUACCCUAGCAAGCCCUGACACCCCGAAGGAACAUACGUAUAGUGAUAAACGACUCCUUGAUAUGUCUACGCGUUAGGAAAUGUACAAAACCAUAUAGAGAGAAACAUAAAUGACAUUCGUAUGCUUGCUUACUCAUUCAGUGCUCCGAUUCUGUGUAAAUAUCCAUCGAUUUCUUUAACCUCAUGUGACGCAACGCUUGGAGAGGACACGAGUACGGAGACAAACAAACACACACCUUUAAGCGCCUCGGAGGGUGAAGCAAGGUAGAAAAAGCCUCAAAAACUAUACGCGAGCUAAAGGUUUUAUUCUUCGCCACACGAAAAUAGAAGAGAAAUUAAGAAAAGGUUACAGUGACAUAAAAUAAAAGUUUUUCGCUACACGGAAAUAGAAGAUAAAUUAAUAAAAGGUUACAGUGUUUGACAUAAAAGAAGACCUUUGAGAUACCUGAACUAGAUAAUGAUAAAUAAAAAAAACUUAAAACUCCAAGAAACAAAGAAAGGAAAAUAUUACCACAAAAACUGAAAAUAACUUACGCCAACGAUUGAUAAAAAGACGAAAAAAAAGAAAAUAGAAGAAAAUAAUGAAACAGAGAAUCAAAAGUAUAGAAAAUAGACGAGGAAAACAAUAGAAAGUGAAGCUGAGUAAAAAUAAGUAAGAGUAAGAGAUUGCGAUAAAGAGAGACACUGAAGAAAAAGCUUGAAACUGAGAAAAAGAAAAAGCAUAGAAAGGAAGAGAAAGAAAUUUAACAAAAAGUAAAGCUAAGUGAAGGUAAAUAAGAGUAAGUAAGAGACUGCGACAAAGAAAGAGAAAGAGAGAGAGAAAAAAAAAGUGAAAUAUAACCCACUGAAAAGCAAAAGAAGAAAAUAUUGAGACAGAAACGAAAGAAGAAAAUUGAAGAGAAAAAUAAGAAAUAUGAGUAAGUAAGAGAUUGCGAUAAAGAAAGAGAGAAAGAGAGAGAGAGAGAAAACAAGUGAAAUAUAACCCACUGAAAAACAAAAGAAAAAAAAAUAUUGAGACAGAAACGAAAGUAAAAAAUUGAAGAGAAAAAUAAGAAAUAUGAGUAAGUAAGAGAUUGCGAUAAGGAAAGAGAGAAAGAGAGAGAGAGAGAGAAAACAAGUGAAAUAUAACCCACUGAAAAGCAAAAGAAGAAAAUAUUGAGGCAGAGCAACAAAAGAAGAAAAUUGAUGAGAAAAAAAAUAUAUAAAAAGUGGUUAAGUGCAGAUAUAUAAGUGUUAGUAAGAGAUAAAGAGAGAGACAGAGAAAGAAAGCAAGUGCAAUGUAACCCGCUGAAAAAUUAAAAGAAGAAGAAACGGACCAUAAUUUAAUAAGAAAAUGUAAAAAAAAAAAAAAAAAAAAAAAAAAUACCACCAGAAAAAAAAAUGAUAAGUGAAAUGUAACUCUUGCCCCGCAAUGAGAGCCCUGAUCAGGAGUAACCCCAAGAUGGAACAUUUGAAGGGCGAUGCGGACCAGCAGACGACGGAGGCACAGCUGUCGGCCCUGCAGGAACAGCUGGUGGCUGUCAUGCUGGAGAACCAACACUUGGCCGAGGAGGCCAAGGCGUUGAGGGAAGCGAGCGCCGCGGAACAACUUCGGCAGCAGCUUGAGAGGGAGAGGGAGAAAAGCAGGAUACUGAUGGAGCGGCUGCAGGAGAAGGAGGCCAAGGAGAAGGAGAAGGGCGAGAGGGAGGCGAGGGAUAGGGAGAGACACACCAGGGAGAAGAGUCUGCCUGCUGGAGAUAAGUCGCCGAGCCUGCCGCAGCGGAUACGAAAGAGAAUUAACCAGAUGCACAAGACUCAGUCGUUCGAGGUGGAGGACAGCUGUCCCGGGCCGCCGCCUCAGAGCCAGAAUCAGGCGGCCGACAGACUCCGGCUACAGGUGGACGAGAAGGCCAGCCCCAGGUCCCCCUUCGACCACCCGCCCGGCCAGAGCGUAAAGUACGGAGGAGAAGCAGCCAAUCCCAAGUCGAGUUCACCAUUUGAUGUUGUUGAAAGCCCCUCGCGUGGUAGGUUCGCCUGGAAGCGCCGUGGCUUGGAGAAGAGCAAGUCCCUGGAUCAGUCUGAGUUCUUAGCGUCCCUGAACAGCGCUAGCUCAACUUUGGGCGCGACGGGCGGCUCCAGCGUGGCCACCACCACCUCCACCACCACCACCACUACCAUCACCACCCCGCCCACGCCUACUACCGCCACCGCCGCCGCCGCCUCCGCCGCCUCCAGCUUGUGGCUAGACGACGACCCAAGGAGAGACCGAGACAGUGACUCUGAUGAUGGUGAGAGAGGGAAUGUAAGUGACACCGGCGGGGCGGACAUGGAGCACAGCCUGGGGACACAGAUAUCGGGGGCCACAAUGAGCGCCAAGGACCCGUGGUGGCGGAGGCUGGAGGUGAGGGUGGUGACGGCCAUAGGGGAGCUACUACGAGACUUCUCCGAGGUGGCAGAAGAGGAGCAGCCUGACGGAGACCCUGAAGGCGACCCGCUGACUGUUAAGAAGCUGAAGGAGAACAUUCUGCGGUUCGGGUGUGUGCGGCUGCUGACGGAGCUCUCAGCGGUGGUGACGUCGCUGCUGCAUUGGGAGUCGCCCUCGGCCACUCUCCUCGCCCUGCUCGUCUACCUGUACAGCGUUCUCUUCGGCUGGCUGCUUACCCUCAUCCUGCUCCUCGCCAUCCUCAAGCUCUCCUUCAACUACCUGAAGAAGAGGGGAUGGACGCAGAUCUUCUUACGGCGGCUGCGGCGACGGGAGGGCGGCGAGUCCGUGGACGUGGCGGCAGGGGAGGCGGGGCUCGGAGACAAGUUCGCGCUGGUGCUGCAGGUGGCGAGGCGCGUCCAGAACCAGCUGGGCGCCGUGUCCAACGCUGCCGAGAAGGUCAAAAAUCUAUGUCUAUGGGAGCACGAGGCCACACAGCGCCUCUAUCUGUUCCUGUGCGUGCUCCUGGUGGCCUCGGUGCUGCUCCCCGCCGCCCAGCUCUUCACGCUCACGGGGAUCUACCUUGGGCUCAAGUUCUUCGUGCUGGACUUCAUCUUCUUCCGCUACCCGAGGAUCAGACUCAAGUACGACACCACCUCGAGGCUCUGGGACACGCUGCCUACCGAUGCUGACCUGGAGAGGCGCGCCGAGAAGAACCGCACCGACAACGGCAAUUCGUCCCCCGACCUGAGUUCUUUCUUGGAGCUGUUCAACCUGCCGCCCACGGAGACCCCGCUACCAGGCUGGCAAAGUGGCCGACGCUGCACGCUCGUCAACCGGGAUCGCUCCCUUACCUCCGCCUUUAAGAACGGCCGCCUCUACCUCACCAACAGGUUAGGCAAGCAGGAGAAACCUUCGAUCCCAUCUAGCAAACUAACAAUGCCCACUAACAAACUUGCAGCCUCGCCACCGCCCGGCAAACUCUCAGUGACGCACAGAACCAAGGGCGGCCAGAAGGUGAGGACCUCGGCUUCCUUCUGCUCCAAACACCCGCUGGAGGGAGCCAAAAAGAGCGCCUUCACUAGGACAUACACGGAGACAGCAUCCACCUCCUCCGGUUUCAGCUUCCUCAACAUCAACAAGUCAAGCAAGGGGAAGGAGGCGAAGGAGGAGAAAGACGAUGAUUUUCUGGCGUUGCAGAAGAUGCUUGAGGAUGUAGACGAGCAAGAACCGAUCAUCCCCUCCAAGCUUCUCUUCCCGACGUGCGAAGUGAAGGGCAGCCCCAAGCACUCCAGAAGAAGAGAGUUGUCCCAUCAAACGUGGAAGUCCCUGGGUGAGGCCAAGGAGAAACAGCCCAGUUCUCUGUCCAACGCGAAGGGAGUACUACUGCAUUCUCUGAGCGAGCAGUGCGAGCUUCAACCGGAGUCUUCUGGGGAUGAAGGGACAAGCUUCUUAUCGUGUUCGGCCCCUGAGAUCAAGAAGCACAAGGCAGAAGGGGCGUCGGGCGAGCAGCAAGAGAGUGUCGAGAAGACGAAACCCAAGAAGUCGUGCCUCAACAUGCUUAAGUCCCUGAGCAGUGACGACUCCAAACACAAAACCGUCAUCGAUAAGCUGAAUGAUCGCGUCUUCUAUGCCGUGUGAGGGACCGGGUGGGACUUGCUUCGGCAGUACAGUGAUGACUUCUGUGUCUUGCUCGUGGCUGAUGACUUGAGGACAGAAUGAUGACGGUGAUGUUGAUUUUACAAGGGGAUAAGAUAAUGAACGUUUAACAGACCUACAAGCAAAAACAGACGAUGUUCAGCUCAGCAUUUCCUUGACCGUGAUAUUUCUGCCCAUCCUUCCUAUGGCCACUCGCCUGUUGCACGUUGGUUGUUGUGAAGCUAACUGACUAACUCAAGUCUGUGUGUAGUGUCUCCUCCUCGUCCCUAUGAAAACACUCGCUCCACCUCCAAGUUGUACUGUCCCGAUGGUUUUAACUAACUCUAUAACAAUACAACUAAUAUCACACAACAUAAUACUGAACGGGUAACUUAGGACAAUAAACAACAGAUACGAAAACAAUCGGUCUCUGCCCUCGUACUCCCCUUCUGCAAUCAGUGUUCGUCGUUGCUAUCAUGUGAUAUAGACGUUCGCCGUUCCCUCUAGCAUAUCAAGACUAAUGGCGUCACCAGGACACUCCCCCCCGCCGCGAGCCAUCCUGCCCCCCUCUGUGUCCCCCGAGUCGUGCAUCGUGACAGUGUUGUGACGUGAACAGGUUACAUGACGUUGUUCUCCACGUGUUCUCAACCCCGGCUGUGUCGUCCUCACAACAUGGAAAUAAAAUACGAACUCGA
This is a messenger RNA of Eriocheir sinensis (Chinese mitten crab), 4960 nucleotides long. Its product is annotated as GRAM domain-containing protein 4-like. The record is from RefSeq and is a predicted model, not a curated record. Gene Ontology annotation, biological process: negative regulation of toll-like receptor 9 signaling pathway; apoptotic process. Lineage: Eukaryota; Metazoa; Arthropoda; Malacostraca; Decapoda; Varunidae. The transcript has 13 exons. The coding region runs from base 1638 to 4268 and encodes 876 amino acids.